Syzygium oleosum is the source of this 1369-nucleotide messenger RNA. Its product is annotated as protein PYRICULARIA ORYZAE RESISTANCE 21-like. Gene Ontology annotation, molecular function: metal ion binding. NCBI's taxonomy places the organism in Eukaryota, Viridiplantae, Streptophyta, Magnoliopsida, Myrtales, Myrtaceae. The transcript has 3 exons. Gene Ontology annotation, biological process: regulation of defense response to fungus. The coding region runs from base 282 to 1145 and encodes 287 amino acids. The record is from RefSeq and is a predicted model, not a curated record.
CGAGUUCCUCGUUCCUAGCUUCACUAAAAUACAAGUUUGCCGUACACUUCUUGGUUGACUCCUGUUCAUCAUGCGACUCUAAGUCAAAUACAGAAGUUUCUCAGAAACCUAAGAUGGAAGCAGAUGAGCUAUUGCAUAUAUAGGGAGCUUUCUCUUUCUUAACCAGCCUGUUCUCGUUCUCUAUCAUUCAUAUUCCAUCUAUCCCUCGCUCCUUCCUUCACCACUUCACACUCCCCUUCGCUCAUUUUUGGAGCUCUCCAGAUCUUGUCUCUCCCACAGCCAUGGUAGAGAAGGUGACCAGAAUGUUGAUAAAGGUGGAUUUGCAGUGCUCGCGCUGCUACAAGAAGAUCAAGAAACUUCUCUGUAAAUUUCCCCAAAUCCGAGACCAGAUAUACGAUGAAAAGCAGAACAUGGUGUUGAUCGCUGUGGUGUGCUGCAGCCCGGAGAAGAUCCGGCAGAAGAUCAUCUGCAAGGGCGGCGAGACGGUGCUGAGCGUCGAGAUCCUGCCCGACAAGUCCAAGGAACCUGAGAAGAAGCCCGAGAAGCAAGAGAAACCAAAGGAUACCAAGAAGCCCAAGGACGUGAUCAUUGAGCCGCCGAAAGGAGAUGCCAAACCGCCUGCUCCUAAGCCGGAUCAAGCACCACCCCCGGAAAACCCCCAACCUGCUCCACCGAAGCCUCCUCAGCAGCCGCCCGCGCAGCCACGCCCGAAGGCGCCAACGCCGAUGGUGGGCUUCCCGCCAGUGCCAGCUUAUCCGAUGGUGCCGGUGUAUCCGAUGGUAGGGGUGUGCUGUUGUCCACCAUAUUAUGGAGGGUAUGGUGGGGGACCAUGCUUUUGUGGCCGGAGGAGGCCAGCGAUGUGCUAUGACGGAUGUGGAAGACCAGCUGAUGAGUGUCAAGGUGGGAACAGAGGUUUCUUUCCUGGGCAGGGGUGGCCAGGGAUGUGCUAUGAUGGAUGUGGAAGACCAGCUGAUCAGUGUCAAGGUGGGAACAGAGGUUCCUUUCCUGGGCUGGGGAGGCCAGUGAUGUGCGAUGAUGGAUGUGGAAGACCGGCUUGCGAGUGUCCGGGUGGCAACAGAGGUUACCGCGUGAGCCGAUGUGAUUACUUUAGCGAAGAAAAUGCCACUGGGUGCACCGUCAUGUGAUCGAGUUCCAAAUUUCUCGUGUUAAUUACUACUCGUAGUAACUUGGUGAAAGAUACAUAAGUCAAUUUUUUAGGGCUAUCCUGGGGUCUUUAUCUUUGUGGGUAUAGAAAGAUUGAUGAGGUUGGUGGUCUAGUAUGGUGGUAUCUGUGGUCUAAUGUGUUCAACACAUAGACUUGUUGCUUGUUGAUUUCUUCAUUUCAAUAAAUUUGAGUCCCUUUCAUGUC